Molecule: messenger RNA, 1458 nt
Organism: Phragmites australis (common reed)
Lineage: Eukaryota; Viridiplantae; Streptophyta; Magnoliopsida; Poales; Poaceae
Product: TOM1-like protein 8
Biological process (GO): protein transport to vacuole involved in ubiquitin-dependent protein catabolic process via the multivesicular body sorting pathway
Molecular function (GO): ubiquitin binding; phosphatidylinositol binding
Source: RefSeq, a predicted model, not a curated record
AUGGAGGAUAAUGAAACCCCUCAAGAAAUGUAUGACUGCAUGAUGGUGCAAGUGAACAAGAUUAGAGGGCUUGGAAGUGAAGAACUAGAUGACCACAAGGUGAUGAGAAGACUGCUAAGAGCCUUCGCACCAAGGAACCUCACCUUGGUAACACUCAUCCGUGAGAGAAGGGAUUACAAGAGACUCACACCUAGUGAUGUGCUUGAAAAAUUUCUUGCUUAUGAGAUCAUGGAGGAGGAAGCAAAUGAAGUCAAGACCCUUCGUGCUGGAGAUGUAUUUCCUCAAAGGUCAGAUGGUUCUGUGCCAAUCAUUACUCCUCCACAGACUCAGCCUCUACAAAACUAUCCUCCAUCUUUACGUGUUUACCAGCAAGAGGCACCUGAAUCCUCAGUGCUGGAUUUCCCUGCAUUAAGCCUGACAGAAAUUCAGAAUGCACGUGGCAUCAUGGAUGUUCUUUCAGAGAUGUUGAAUGUUUUGGAUCCUGGUAACAGAGAGGGACUUAGGCAGGAGGUGAUUGUUGACCUUGUGGAUCAAUGCCGUUCUUACAAGCAGAGAGUGGUACAGCUUGUCAACAGUGCCUCGUCUUCAGCAAAUACAAGUGCCAACAACCAGUCUCCCUUUGAGAUUUUAGCACUUCCUACGCCUCCGUCAUCCAAUAGUUCAAAAGCUGCCGCAGCACCAACUCCUACCAUCGACCUCCUUAGUGGAGACGAUUAUAUCAAAUCCGAACCUGCAAACUCCCUGGCGAUUGUUCCUGUCACUGAAUAUUCAGCUUCAGACCAGAAUGUCUUAGCCUUUGCAGAUAUGUUUCAACAAACUACUGCUAACAAUAGCAGCCAUAACCUUGCAAACUCUUCUACUUCGUGGACUUCAAAUUCUACGUUCCCUGCAUCACAAACAUAUCCCGCUCCAGUGAAACCUGUUCGGCCUCAGCAUCCAACUGCUUAUUACAAUGGGGCUACAUCCAAUGCUAUCGUACCUUAUGAUCAACAAUCUCAAUUGCACUCUACAGGUUCAUGGAAUGGGCAGCCUACUUAUGGAACGAGUUCCCAAAAGCAGGCCCUAAAUCACGGUACUGAUCAUCAAAAUGAAGACCUUCCACCAGCACCAUGGGAAAUUCCGAUCCAAAUGAACCAAGGAAUGGGCAUGUAUUCCCAAGCGAUGUUUAGAGGAGAAUUUUACAGAAUGAACCAACCACAGCUGUAUGGUGUUCAAAUGUCUGGUUAUGGAUAUGGCCAGCCAUCAGGUGGCUACUGUAUUCCAAACGCCGCAUAUUCAUAUGCUAGUGCAAACGAGCUUUCCCAGAGGAUGAAUGGCCUUUCAGUUGAAAACGGCAGUUCAAAUGGAAUGACGACAAAUAAGCAAAGCAGGCCUGAGGAUUCACUCUUCGGUGAUCUUUUGAGUAUCGCCAAAAUGAAGCAGAACAAACCUGCAGCUGGUAAGGUUGGCGGCUUAUAA